UGGCAAAGUCGGGUUUGGUUUGCCCUGGCUUGCUGCAUUUCUUCUUGCUCUUCUUCUUGCUCUUCUUCAAGUUGAACUUGCGUGCAUCAGAUUAGAGCUCGCUGCCUGAUCCAGGUCUGUUUGGUCCUGAGAUCUUUGAGCAUCUGGCAGUGGUGGUUGGAGAAGCUCACGAUUCUGGCGUCUUUGUGCCAUCAGAUCAAGCACAUGCAGGGGGGCGGGUAGUGUCAGCGAAAGUCAGCUGAUCUGAAGCAUUUUAGUGGCUGCGGGAGUGACGUGGAAGUGCUUCCAUCCCAAAGUGCAGCUCUUGAACGCAGAGCUAUCGAGUACGAAUGGAGCGCUGGCUAAACAUGCACUAGAUGGGUGCCAAUUUUGCCGUGCAAAGCCACGAUUCGCUGGCCCCUGAUGAGGAUGAGGCCUUGCCAACACGCUGGACUUACCAGGAAAUCGACCAUUACUACGAGGUAAAGUUGGGGCGCAGUUCAGCGGUACCACCGCAAGAGAAGAAAGUUCCUCGCGAGAUACAAGGGUGGGGUGCUAGGCGUCCUCUCGUCCAGCUUGGAAUGGGGUCAACUACUAGUACACAAGUAAAUGCAGGGCCGGCUGCAGCCGGACCCACAGAACGGAAGAAACGAAGCGGGGCGAGACCAGGUGGUGGUGACGUCACAUAUGGAGCUGCCGCUAAUGGGAGAGCGCCAGUUGGUGGCUCGGAAAGGGUCUCUGUAGCGGUGAGGCGAGGGACCGGCAGACUGGCCGGCAGUCCUUCAGCCAGUGAAAGCUCGCUCAGCAGCUCGGAUGUUGACGGCGACACCGAUGCGCACGCCCUGCCCCCUCCCCCCGACUUCGGCAGCGUGGAGCUCCAGGAGAUGGCGUCCCUCAUCACUGCGGACAUCGUGGUCCGACAUCCGAACGUCCGGUGGAAGGACGUGGCGGGGCUGGAGGAGGCCAAGCGGCUACUCAAGGAGGCCGUCGUCAUGCCCAUCAAGUACCCGCAGUACUUCACGGGGCUGUUAACACCCUGGAAGGGAAUCCUUCUGUACGGACCCCCUGGCACUGGGAAGACGAUGCUGGCCAAAGCCGUGGCCACCGAGUGCGGCACGACGUUCUUCAACAUCAGCGCGUCCACGAUCGUAAGCAAGUGGCGCGGCGACAGCGAGAAGCUGGUGCGCGUGCUCUUCCAGCUGGCGCGCCACUACGCGCCGUCCACCAUCUUCAUGGACGAGCUCGACGCGCUCAUUGCGCAGCGCGGGGAGGGGCCCGGCGAGAACGAGGCCAGCCGCCGCAUGAAGACGGAGCUGCUAGUGCAGAUGGACGGCCUUUCUCAGUCGGAAGAGAUGGUGUUCGUCCUGGCCGCCACCAACCUCCCGUGGGAGCUUGACACCGCCAUGCUGCGGCGCCUCGAGAAGCGCAUCCUGGUGCCCCUCCCCGGGGGGGAGGCCCGCCUGCGCAUGCUCCAGCACCUGCUGCCCCCCGAAAAGUAUCCGGGGCUCGUUUUCGUCGAAACGGUAGAAAAGACGGCCGGGUACUCGGGCUCGGACGUCCGGUUGGUGUGCAAGGAGGCGGCCAUGCGUCCGCUGCGGCGGCUGAUGUCAGCGCUGGACGAAGAGGAGGAGAGUGGGUCGGAUGCGUCCGCAGACUCCGUGCUCGGGCCAGUUACGAUGGACGACCUAAGGGGCGCGCUUCAAGUUACCAAGCCCAGCGCCCAUGUGUAUGCCGAGCGCUUCCAGAAGUUCCACGAUGAGUUUGGGAGUCACUUCGACUGAGUUGCUAGCGGUCCGGAUAUCCCCACCGCUUAGGAAAGGGAUAGGAGCUUUGCAAAAUGAAGAUUCGAGCAGCCUUGUAUGCUAGGUGCGCUGCAAUCAGUACUGGUAGGAGGUAGACGAAAGCUGCAAGUGAUAGUCUUUGAUUGACGGCUCCGACGUAUGUCGGCCAAUGAACGAGGUUCAACCGAUUGAACUAUCCAGUUACUGCACGCGAUUCUUUGUCCUAGGACACGACAACCUGAGCCAAGCAAAGUAAAGAACAUACUUUCUGAGGCAUUCGACGCUCGGAAGCAGUCAGUCCUCCAAGUAUACAACACUUUGGGCUGUUGCUUUCCUAGAAUUAUCUUGCCAGCUGAAAAGUCUGUCAUGCCUCGCAAGUUGAAGAAGUUAACAUGGAUACUCUCCUCUCCUUGAAACUCUG
Molecule: messenger RNA, 2181 nt
Organism: Klebsormidium nitens
Lineage: Eukaryota; Viridiplantae; Streptophyta; Klebsormidiophyceae; Klebsormidiales; Klebsormidiaceae
Source: the annotation of a GenBank genome assembly